Molecule: messenger RNA, 3287 nt
Organism: Ctenocephalides felis (cat flea)
Lineage: Eukaryota; Metazoa; Arthropoda; Insecta; Siphonaptera; Pulicidae
Exons: 7
Coding region: 99-3287 (1062 amino acids)
Biological process (GO): extracellular matrix organization; cell adhesion
Cellular component (GO): extracellular matrix
Molecular function (GO): cell adhesion molecule binding
Source: RefSeq, a predicted model, not a curated record
UAAUUUUAUAAACAAGUGAUUUUGUAAUCAGGUGCUUUGCAGACUUUUGAGUUUGUUAUGUUUCACGAAUUGUGAAUUGUAUACAAAUUUCAGCGAAAAUGGAUUUAAAAUUUCGACUUUUUGUGUCUGCAUUGUUAUGCACGUGGAUUCACGUCUCCAAUGGACAAUCACCCUUCCAACUAAAUUAUAGCCCGUUUGUGCAACAAAAUUUUGUGGAUCCGACGCGACAGCUGUCUACGACGCAACAGGGUCAUAUUUUGAGCGAUAUACAACAACACCAACAUAGAUUCGCGCAACAUCAACAAUUACAACAGCAGGCGAAACCAUUGCAUCAACAGUUGCCAGGUUUGCAGCCCGUUAAUCAACAACUAUCAUUGCCUCAACAAAGUCGUUCUAUACCAGGAUCACCCAUUCAAAUCACCCCAUCGCAACAGGUAGUAUUUCCGUCAGCUCCCAGUCAGUAUUUGCACGACCAACAAAGUCAAAACAGUUUCCGUGCUAGUGUGCCACUGACACAAAAUCAAGUGCACCAACAUCAUACACAAACUGCAUUUACCCCAAACUAUAUUCAGCAGCAACAGUUAUUACAACAACAACGUCAGCAUCAACAGCCGCAACCGAUACAACAAACAAGACCAUUGCCGCCGAUUCAACAACCUCAUCAUAUUCCACAAAUUCAACAACAAUACCAGCAUAUAAAUCAGCAGCAACAAUAUCAAAUUCAGCAGCAAUCGAAACAAAUUAUUCCAACUCAAGCUCAGCCUCAUAUACCACAACAAAUAUUAUCAUCGCAAAUUCCACAGUUACCAUCACUUUCUCCGCAGAUUCCGUCUCAAAUUCCAUCUCAAAUUCCAACUCAAGUACCAUCCCAAGUUCCUUCAACUCAAUCGCAAGGUUUGCUUAGCCAACCGACUCUACGAUAUCACCCAACAUCUGAUUCAGUAUUCACGCCAGAUCAAAAUUUGCAAUUUCAGCAACAGCAAUUUAUUGAAAAUCAAAGACAACAACAAAGAGCCAAAGAAUUAAGAGAAAAGCAAUUAAUAAUAAAAAAACACGAGGAAUUUGUGGCCAAGCAACAACAAAAGCAGCUGCAAAAAGUACAACAACUUCAUCAAGAAUUUGUAGAGAAAGAGUUGAAAAAGCAAGCUCCAUUGUAUCAAACACAAUAUCCCGAAUUUGUUGAGCCCACAAUUUCCCAGUCAAAUUUAAAAAGCAAACCUGUUCAAACAUCUCAUGAUUUAGAAGCAUUCCAAAAAGCAUUGAAAAUUUAUAAUGAUUUACAUCCCACCACAACAACUACUACCACUACUACUACAACAACAACCACCACAACGCCACCCCCACCUACAACUGUGAGAACUAGGCCACCGAAAAUAACUAGAGCUCCCAAACAACAACGACAACGAAAGCAAAUUUACUCUCAAAUCAGACAUACUGUGCAACAAGAUACAAGCAAGGAAUCCACCGAAAGAGUUAUUAAGCAAAAAGUACCGAAGUUAUAUGAACGAGAAGAUCUCUUGAAGCAAUUAAAGUUGGCUAUAGGGGACAAUCCCACUGAUAGCUUGAAACCGACUGAAGUAGUUUUACCAAACGGUCAACGUGUACAAGUAAUACCUACGACUGAUCCAAAAUUAGUUCAAGGUGCUAUACCUCUUUCAACAGAUAUUACAAAAAUUAAAACAACACAACCGAGCACUACAGCUAAGCCAAGCAGAGAAAUUUUCGAAGAGUUAACAAAGGGUGUAUUGCCUCCAGGUGCUGAAUAUCAAGUUAUUCAUCAAAGCGGCGAUGGUAAAUUGGAAGAAGUCGGUGCCUUGCCACAAAAUAUUCCAAAUAAAAAACCCGUGACAUUUGUUGUUUUGGAGGAACAAGAAGACGGAUCGUUUAAAGUACAAGGUGUUCGAGGAAAUGGAGAUAAAAAAGAAUUAACUUCAGGCCCCGAAUAUGAAGCAGUUCUCCAAAGGAUAAAAGACGGUGAAAUUAAGUUACCAGAAGGUGCUAAGCCUCUGACAACGACGACUACAACGACCACGACAACAACGGUUAAACCAACAACUUAUCGUAAUAGAUUCUCCAUAUCAACUAGAAGGCCCGAACAUGUUACUUAUCGUAAAUAUGAAACUGACAGCACGUCCGCCUCUCACAGAGAGCCAAUUUUCAGGCCUAAUCCAACGAUAGUGUCAACUACAACUAACAAUACACCAGCACGUAAGGUAUUUCUGCCAACCGCUCCAUCUGCAGACCCUUCACCGUACUCAACAUUACCAAGCGUCCAAUCCACAGCAAAUUCACCUCAUUAUUAUGAUGUUGUAAGUGGCAUAUCAAGCACAAUUUUACCACCCACCACUAGACCAAGGGUCACUCCAUCAUCAGAGCAAUAUGUAAGACCUAGUGAAAGCUCAACGCAUAAAUCAUAUUCACAUAGAAUUCCAGAAUUAACAGAAGUUCUCAAAAAUGAAGGAUUAUUUGCAAUGUCAAGAUACCUGAAGCAAUCAGGAUUGGAUACUAUUUUAAACGAAACUGGUCCGUAUACAGUAUUUGCGCCGACGGAUAAAGCGUUCAGGAACCUAUUAGUACAACUUGGCGGUCCAGAAAAAGCUGAAGAAAAGUUCAAGAGCAAUCCUAGACUACUCAGUGGACUGCUGUUGCAUCAUAUCAUUCCUGGUGCAUUUGAGAUUGAAUCAUUGCAAGACGAAAUGACUGGAGUUUCUUUAGCUGGCACCCAACUUCGAGUCAAUCAAUAUCCAAUGCAUGACAAUGAGUGGAACGAUGUUAAGGUUACCACAAUCAACGGCGCGAAAAUAGUUGCUGAAAAACAGGAUAUUGGUAUACCUCAAGGCAUUGCCCAUGCUUUAGAUCAAGUCAUGUUCCCUCUACCAGUAGGUGAUAUAAUGCAAACCUUACAAACUGACAGGGAACAAAGGUUUACACAUUUCAUUAGGGCAUUGUACGCGAGUGGCCUGGCGGAAAUGCUGUCAGGUACAAAGACGUACACGGUGUUUGCACCAACUGAUUCGGCGUUCACGUCAGCAUUGGAACCAGAUGAAAUCCAAAGGAUAGUCACUGAUCCCACGGAAGCCAGAGAUCUGGUAACCCGGCACAUUUCCUCAUCGGCGCUUUUCAGUUCCGGAAUGAGGUACUACCAAGUCCGGGACAGUUUGGCGGAAGGAAGGGCCAUUACGCUCCAAAGAAACGGCGGUCGAAUUAAAGUUAACGACGGGCAAGUUGUGAGCACCAAUAUUCCAGCCACAAAUGGUGUCAUACAUGCUGUCGAUUCCCUUCUUUAA